AAUUCAAUAUGGCGCCGGAGCUGUAGAAAGAAACCUUUUCCUUGGAAAUAUCUCUGAAAUUAUGCAUGCAGCUUCCUUAGUAUGAUUGGCAGGUCGCUUCGAAUUAACCAAUCAAACUUUAAGAUGUCAUGUGCUUUCAGAAGAUGAAGUUUCCCAUAAUUUACAGAAGGAGUUUUUGCUCUGCGACACUGCGUCGUCAUUUUAACACGAAGAUUUUUCAGCGUUGAAAUUAUCUACUGAUCGAUAGCUUUGGCCAACUUUCCGAGGCAAUGACCGAUUGGGAGGCGACAUACGCGGAGGAGAUUAAAGAUCAUAUAGAGAGAAAUGGUAUGUCGGGUAUCGAUGACUUCUUCAAGAAGCAGUUGGAGAGAUGGAAGAAGAAGAAAGUAAACAUUGGUAUCACUGGCAACUCAGGAACUGGAAAAUCGAGUUUUAUCAACGCGAUACGGGGGUAAGUAUUCUCUGUUGUAAUAUCAAUAAAUAGAGUAGAGAAAUUAAGGAAGGCAGUGAAGUCGACUCUUCUCAGUGUGCCACGUCGACGAGUUACCUAUUCUCUAUAUAUUUUACUUCCCUGGACUUGAUCCAAUCGCGUGUUAGUUCCUUGUAUGCACUUUAUCACGUAUUUCACACACAGGGCAAAGUCCAGAUAGGCAACAUGAGUAUAGCAGGUAAUUUGGUGGUAACGGCUGAGUUGAAAACAAAAAUUAGCCACUGUAAAGGGUAAAAAAGCUCACGUUUUUUGAGCGCCAGCCCUUCUUCAGAGCGAUUGACGAAGGGCGAACACUCUGACAAAGGGCUAACGCUCGAAACGUCAGCUUUUUUGCCCUUUACGGUGGCUAAUUUACGUUUUCAACUCAGUUGUUAACACUAAAUUACCUGUUAUACUCUCCCACCGACGCAGCACCACAGUUUCUUCAAUUACUUACCCCCUUUAUUAACAUGAGUAUAGCAUUGCCAUCGUUUUGAGGUCAUAUGAUAGUCGCAUGGUUUUUUCGACCAAUCAGCAUCUGUCUGAUGCACCGUACAUGAAAUCAGCUCUGGGCAUUUGGGACAUAAUAAUGUGAAUCCAUGCUGUUAAUUAUAACUAAAAUGAAUAACACGUUUCCACCCAUCUUCGAGCUCAAAUGUUUCUCAUCAGUAACAAUCAACAUUUUCAUCUUAUCUAUGUCAAGUGGUAGCUUGUUGGCAUUGGCCCAUUUGGUGACCUCAGAAACAGAUGUAUUCAGCAAAUUGUGGAGCUUUGCGGCAUCUCUAUAAAGCAUAAAGUUUGUUAGUUCAGAAAUACUUCCUAUUUUAAUUUUGCUCACUUACCAUUGCGUGACAUUCUCAGAAAAACAGGAAGUUAAUGAUGUAAUCCAACAGGGACUUUUUGUGAGUAAAUGAGUACAGCAUUGCUAUCAUUUUGAGGUCAUCUGAUAGUCGCAUGAUUUUUCGACCAAUCAGCAAGUGUCUGAUAAGUGGAAUUGUUUGUGGCCUUUGCAAGAGCCUUGUCGAUUACGGUCGAGAUUUAUCAGGGGUUGCAUCAUUUGUAUCAUUUUUAAGUUAAAAAAUGUUUUUUCCGCUCCUUUAAUAACAACUUAAACACCAAACAACUCACAUUCUAUCACAUAGCAUGAAAACAACGUCCAAAGUCCAAUGAGAACAUAUACAAUCAUUGCACUACAUGAACAUUAGGCAAUUUCCAUGAGCUUGAAUUGUAUUCCACUGAUCAAAUUCUGUUUUGCCAAAAGAAGACUUCGCUCCAUUGUGUCAUUUCCCUGUAAACAACUUGCAUUUAAUCACGUAUUCUGACUGCAUUGUCCAAUCCCCUGAAAAAAAUUAACAUGGAACUUAAUGCUACUGAUAGUGAAUUUUUCACGUAGUUCUCCUACAUUUUGAGUUUUUCUUCAUAUAAAAUUGGCUUUCAGUGACCUUGGACUUAAUCCAAUUGCGUGUUAGUUCCUUGUAUGCACUUUAUCAUGUAUUUCACAUACAGGGCAAAGUCCAGAUAGUUAACAACCAGUCAAGGAGCCCUCUCUGAAUCAUUAUCCUUUUCUCAUGUUAAAUGUAUCUUCACUUAUUCAAGAUCAUAGUAUAUCUUAGGUUAUGUCUAAUGGAGACACAACAGAGUUUCAGUUUGCUUUUCAUGGUAAAAUUACGUGGAAUUAUAUUUUUCAGGCAAUUAACCGUAGACAAAUAAUUUUGAUUUUCUCUCUGUCAGAGGAACAGCAGUAAGCAAAGUCUCUUCUGCAACCGUUAUUAGGUCUCAUCACGCAAAGUGCUCUCUCCUCAACGGGGAAUAUAUGGUGUUGUGUGACAAGACCAAACAACUGCUGUAAUGGGAGACAUCAGUAAGUUUCAGGCCAAGUAAGUUUGGCACUGAGGCAUUUUGUUUUUGCUUAGAAGUAUUUAGAUAAUAGACCACAAAAUACCUGUGUUAGUUCAGAUACUGGUAAAUUAGGUUUUUUUUUUUUACUCUUAAGGUGAAGUAAUGCGAUAUUAUAAGGGUUAUGCUCUUUUUCUGUCACAAAAUGAAACAUUAGGUACACAAAGUGCCCCAUCCUAACUCACUCAGCCAAAAAAUAACCCUUACAAUAACUGGUGUUUUCAGAGCGAUUGAUUCUUUAAUCUUAUGAAGAGCUACAAGAUUGCCAUUAAAAAUUGUACUGCUUACAAAUGUUGGUUUUGAACUAUAUUUCAACAAUUUUUUCAUUAGUUAUGAGUUUGAUGUCUACUCCUUUGUGAAUGUUUUCCAUCGUUUUGAAACCAAACAGACUGAUUUAAUUGUAAAACUCUAUGAACCUUCUUUAGCUUUAAUUUAAAAUCAAGAUACAAUUUAAGGUUUCUGUAAUGAAGUACAUAUUUUUUUGAAACAACAUUUUUAACCUGUCUGAUGCUUGUAUUUUAUAUUUGUUCACAAUAAUUUGAUAGCAUAUCUUCAGGAACACAGAUUUUUCAGUGGGAAGUGAGUAGUCAUUGUGACUAUCAUGUAAUUUCUAUUGGUUACUUAAGAUCAACCUCAAAUAUUAAACCUUCUUCACUUUGUUGUGUGUAUUCAGCCAAAUUGACUUUAUCAAUACCCUUUUUCACUCAACCAUUUAAAACCACCAGUUGGAAGAUACUGACUCAUAGCCCAACCAUAUAGAUUAUUAGUAUCGAGAUACAUAAUAUACUUUGAUGGUUCUUUGUCAUUAUAGUUUUUUAUGUAUUUAUUGUUUGCUUUUCCAUAUCUAAUAGAAAUAUAUGAGAUGCCACCAUACAUCCUUUUUCAAUGUAUUGAAAUAUAUCAAUUUCUGUCAUCAGUUCUAAUUUUAUAUUGGUCAUUUUCAACAUAGCAUCCCAAGACAUUCCAGGACUUGAAAAAUAAUGGUAUGGAUCAAGAUGAUAAUAUACUAGACAGGUCUUUCUGAAAUUCUCAAAUACAUCAGUAAGCAAAAGAAUAUCUGAUCUAAGAUACAGAUCAUGAUACUGACCCAUUGUCUUGAGAUUAAAUGUCUGCCACACAUUUUAAGUACAUUUGUUUGUAUUGAUCAUCAGAUAUGUGCACAUCUUGAAGAAUACUGUAAAAUUCAUUUUUUCCUGAUAGUUUUUCAUCAAACUUAUUAAAGCUGUCCAUGUAAUAUGUUGCAUGAUUUUGAAUUGCCCAUCUUUGAAGACUUCUGAUGUGUAUUUGUAUUCUUUAUCAGGUAAAUUGUUUGCUAAUCUGUCAAGACUUGAGCUCAUGAAUUGGAAACUAUCAAGAAAAAUCAAAUGCUUGCCCAACAUUAAAGCCAUGUAUUUUUCCAUGUUGUUUGGAAUAGCAUUGAUGUCCAUCUGUUCAUCUUCACCUUUUUUAUUCUUAUAUGUGUGUUUUUGGCUCUUUCACCAAUCACUUGCAUAAUAAAAUGACUCUCAUGACCUCACAGAUUUUGGAAGAUAACUGGUAUCUUGAUUUUAUCAACUUUUAAUCUAAAGUGAUUGAAAUUACAAUCUUGAUGAGCUGAUCCCCUGUACUUGCCUGUGAUGUGACAGUGGUCUCUUAUGGUGAUAUCUUUCUGCUUGUAUGAUCUUCCACAAAUAUGACAUUCCUUAGCCUUGUUGAAUAUUUGUUCAUCUUUACCAGACAUUUUCAGUGGUUUAUUAAAAUACUUUCUUGUUAUUUCUUUACAACAGUCUACUUCUUCAAAUCAUAUUUUCAAUGAAUCUAAAGACAGCAUUUUCUCCUCUAUAUGUUUGAACUGGCUUGCUGCAUCUAUCAUCAUAACAACACACAACUUUGUAACCAUAUCCACAAUCUGUAUUUUUCUGGUAUGCUUCUGUGUAUGAUUCAUUAUUGUCUGGUAUGCAUGUGUGAAUCUUCUCUGUUAUCGCUUCAAAAUCUGCAUAGCUGACGAAAGGUACAGGCAAUUGUUUGUGAAAACUAUUGAAUUUCAAUGUCUUGCUGCCUUUUUCAGGUAUUUUUAUUGCUUGCUUUCAUUUAUCAUGAUACAGUCAAUUUUGAGUCUGUUAAGUAUCUCUUCACUGUUUAAUCAUCAUCAACAGCACAUACAGAAAUGUUUCCUAUGUUAGACAUGGUUGGAUGCUACUCUGGUUUAUAGAUUUACUGAAUGUUACUGAAGAAGUUACAAUUCAUAGACCCAAUGUUUCCGAACACUCCUGUCUAGUGCCUUCAUCAGGGGUGAUCUAAACACUGCAACAAGAGGUCCUUUUAUAUGAUCACUAACUAGCUGCCUUUUUUCUGAUGAGGUGUAAAUAGGGGUCAGGAAGUAAGCCACCAUCAUCACAAUUUAAAGGAGCAUGGGCAGAGUUAAUAUGCCAAGCUUCCAAACAAAGGCGCUGGUGGUAAUGCCAAUUAGUGGUGAUAAAACAAAGCUUUGUCUCUGCUUAAUGACAAGAGUAUGUAUGCAGUCUUAAACUCUGAUGCUACAAGUGAAACUCAAAGAAAGUUAAACAAAAUGUUGCUUGAUUUGAAAAAAGCUGAUAAGAUUAGUGACUCUACAUACAAAAUGUUAUACAGUAGUGACGGCUUUUGUUCACGUUAUUUUUCAGAGGGUUGUAUUGAACAAUGUUUAUCCAAUGAUUUGGUUAUCCAACCAGAACCUUCUGAUAUUGAAGUUGCAAUCUUAUUUUGAAUCUUUUGACUUGAAAACAUCAGAUCGUCUUCACGAUCUCCAGUAUUGAUUACUGUUUUGGGCGCACUGUUGCUGUUUUAUUAAUUGUACCAUCUUGUGUCAUCUUUUCAAAUGUGAAACUCAGAGUCUCAACAAAUUUCUUACCUUUCAUUUCAUUCAUCUGUUUAGUGAGUCUGUAUUGAAUAGCUUUUCUUGUUUCUGUAUUUUAUUUUAAUGGACCUUUAUUGUCUCUCACACCAAUUUCAGAUUAUUUGAUCCUUUGAGAGCUUUACUUUCUCCUCUAUUUUUGUCCUUGGCAUUGGAACUGGUAUAAUCAUCUUUUUUGUUCUUGGCAUUGGGGUUGGUUUCCACCCAUCUCUGAACUCAAGUGGUGGAUGAUAAUAUCUUCAUAAUCCUGCACCAUCUGUAUGACAUUUUUUCGUGGUUUUGGGAUUGGUCUUAUGUUUUUUGUUUAGAAACUGGUUUAUCAUCUGUGAUUACUAUAUCGCUCUACUUCACCAUCUGUUUAAAGCUUGGUUUUGGAGUUGAUUCUGCAUUCUGUUUUAACAACAGUUUGAUAAGUUGUGAUUUACUGAGCUUUCUGAGGUCAGCCUUAAUCAUAGACAUAUUAUUAUAUUUUUCAUUUAUCUUCAUUGUACUACACCUUUAUAUUGUUAUCUUUAUGUAUCUACGAACAAUGCAUUUAAAUAAGUUGAAAAUAACCGGUUUGUGGAUAAUUCAAAGUCAAAAAAGUGUUUAAUCACUGAUGUUGUGUUGAUGCUUCUUGCCUUUUAUAUACUUCUAUUUGCCAGCCAACAAAUAAUUAUUACCGUUUUUACAAACAUCACAAUACAACUCUUUGUUGAGCAUAUAUGUUGUCAAGGAUCUUUGGAAAGUGUCUUUUCUUUCUUCGUCAGUUGUAUAUUCUAUCUGUCCACUUCUCUUUCUCUUUUGUUGUUUUUCCAAUCCGUACAUAUAUAUGAAUUGUACUCCAUUAUUAUAUAUUUUUUGUGCGUUUAAAUGUUGCUAAGGUUCCAUCUGCAUGUGUUUAUAUAUUUUUAAACUCCUUCAUUGGUAUCCAGCGAUUGAAAUCAUCACUUUAUCCCUUCCACUUCACAAGAGCUUGUUUCUUUUUGUAAUCUCUCCAAAUCACUUUAUCAAUUGUGAACAAGGCUUGUUUUGCCCUUGACAUUUCUUCCGUAUAGAAACUUCUUUUAAUUUCCUCACCAUUUAAGUCUUUUAUUUUGUAAGUGAUGGGAUCAGUAUUUUGGAUUUUUUCUACUGUAAAUACCUCUCCAGUCCAGUUUGGAAUGUAUCCUUUAUCAAAUGUCUUUCCCUUGUAUUUAGAUAUUUGAACCUUAUCACCUGCUUGGAAUUUCAGUUUGGAUGAUAAUGGUUUCAUAUCACCAUAAGGAUUGAAGUAAACAGUUCCUUCAUUCUUCUUUUUACUUGCUUCUACUGGUGUCAUUUUGAUGCUAGAAUGUUUUAUUGUCAUGAUACUGUUUCAAUUUUUCAGGUAGUAUGUCUAAAUACUGAGUAUUACCUUGAAUUGUAAACUGUUUCCACAUUCUCUGUUGUAUUGUUCUAUUCCAUCUUUCAACAGCAGUGGAUUUUUCUUCAUUUUCUGUUGAAUAUGUUGUGUUAUGUUUGUCUAAUAACCCUUUGAGAUGUUUAUUAUAGAACUCCUUACCCUUAUCAACCCAUAUAUAUUGUGGUUAUCUACCUUUGAAGAUGGUCUUUUAAGUUACAUUUUCACCUUUCUUAUCCUUUAAAGGUUUUUUCCAUCGAUAUUUACUGAACACAUCAGUAACCAUAAGCAGAUCUUCAUACCCCUUAUUCCAUUUACUGAUAUUCAGUUUGCAUAUCAACAACGUCUGCACUCCAUAUUUCAUCAAUGUGAUUCACAAUAAAACGCAGUUGGGUGAAAUAUCUUUUGAUUAGUUUAUGUAAUUCAUCAGCUAGUUUUUCCUGCCAGUUCUUACUCAAAGAGGUUCUGAUUUGUGUUGAUAUUUCGUGCUAAGAAAUGUCCCCACUGACUUUCAUUAUAAGGUACGGCAUCGAGAGCUUUGACCAUUUUGCGAUCUUCUUUAUUUUUACACUUUCUAUCAUCUUUGCGCACAGAAUAGUCAGCAUCAUGUUGCAUUGCUAUUGCAUCCGUUUUACCCGUCGGCAAAUCGUAGAUCUCAAGUUUUUCAUCAGUGUUAGAAUUAUAUUUCAACAGAGAUUACAGACCAUUGAACGGACCUAUGUAUUUAUGAACUGGUAAGGUCCAACCACUUUUUGGUUUUGGCAACUUCCCAAUUGCUUUGUGAAUAUCUAAAGUACCUCCAAAUGGAUACCUAUAUUUUGGUCGAAAUACACAACGUUACAAAAGUCAUUAGUGACAGUGUUGUUUCUGGUGUUUGUUCAGAUAUUCUGUAUCGAUUCAGCGUAGACAAUUUACCUCUCAGUUUUCCAUUUCAUAUCGAGCCUAAAAGAGCAUUGUACUAUAAAACCAAUUCAAAUAUUACAAAAGAUAUGCGUAUGUAUCUCACAGAUGCACUUAACAGGCCUCUUGAUUUGAACAACAUUCCUGUUUCGCUGAUAUUGAUUUUGAAAGAAGAGUGAAAUUUGUAACAAUAAUAUAUAUGUCAAGAGUACGGCGGAUCAGGUACAAAACUGAUCAUAGUGUGUAUUACAAUGUGGACACCGUGAAGCGCAAUGCUAAAAUGAUUCAAAAUGGUGAAGGUACUUUUGAUGUUGCCAAACAAGUCGCAAGCAAGGUUGCCUCCAAACUGACAGGAAAUUUUUCCAAAGAUAUCGCCACAAAGGUAGCUACAAAAGCCUUUGAAAAAGGUGCAGAACAUGCCAGACACAUAGUUUUAUCUAGAGCGUCAUGAAUUUCAGAGUUACAGUUCAUUAUUCUAUAACAUUACAUUAGAUUUUUUUAGAUCCACAAUUAUCGUGAACAGUGUCGUACACAAAUAAUUCCGAUGGGUGAGAAACCAUUUUUUCAAUUCCGACGUGCGAGAAAGCACUAUUGUCGCACAAAAUAAGAUGCUAAUUCCAAGGGAAUUCUACUCAUAUUCAUAUCUCAUAUCCAAGGCCUUGUCAAUGCCUUAAAUUUGAUAUAUUUAAGUUCACACAGCAACCAGGUGGACAAUCAGACAUGGUUUGAUACUAUUCUGGUUUAAAGAUUUAAUGAAUGUAACCGUGAAGUUACAAUUCAUAGACCCCUUUUGCUCAUGAACAGGGACAGCUAUCCAACUCACAGAAACAGGCUAUGAUUGCUUUGAUAGAAAAGAAAGACAAAGACAGACGUUUUAUGAAGAACUGGAGACCAAUCUCUUUAAUUGAUGUCGAUGUUAAAAUUACAUCCAAAGUAAUUGCAAGAAGGCUAGAACAAAUUCUACCUUUUUUGAGUCACCCUAACCAGAAUGGCUUUAUUAAAGGGAGAUCAAUUAAAGGGAAAUCAAUUCCCAGUCAGAUGCGGGGUUGGGCAAGGUGACCCCUUGUCACCUUUACUAUUCAUCCUUGCUCUUGAAGAGCUCGCUUGUCGAAUUCGUGAAGACAAUGAAAUUAAAGGUAUAUAAGUUAAGGAGGAACAAAUCAAACUAACCCUUUUUGCCGAUGACAUGACUUGUUUCCUUGGAGAUACUACGUCAUAUCACCGUUUGGUGGCGACUCUUGAGUCGUUUUCUAGAUUCUCCAACCUCCAAGUCAGUAAAGAUAAGACUGAAAUUUUUGCUAUUGGUAGCCAUCGUCUCGAUCAAAUCAAUUAUGCUCACAAAGUACGAACUUCAAUUAAAAUUCUAGGAAUCGUUUUUGACUAUAACGUCCCAUAGAGGAUGAAAGCGAACUUUGAAGCAAUUUUAAAGUCUAUCAAAAAUACAACAAAUAUGUGGAAAUGGAGAGGGCUUACUCUCCUGGGAAGGAUAUAGCUUGUAAAAUCAUAUAUUAUCCCUAAAGUCUUGAGUAAAGCGUCGUUGAUUACAUUCACAGAUGAUUUAAUCAAAGAGGUCAACAUUCGGAUGUACCGUUUUAUUUGGAAAGGCAAUGAUAAAUUAAACGCGCCGCUCUUAUCAAUGAUAUCGAGGAUGGAGGACUUAAGAUAUUGGAUAUUCAGUCGAUGAUCCUCGCACAGAGGGUGAUGGUAUUAAAAGGAUUUACAAAUAAAGAUAAUAACAGCUCUUGGAAAAUAAAGUUGAAUUACUUCCUUUCUCAGGUAGGGAGAGAAUUUAUUCUUAAGUGUAAUUUUGAUACUAGGCAGUUACCUAUCUACCUUCCGUCCUUUUAUAAGGAGUGCCUGGACACUUGGUCCAUGUUACGGCAACCUUCAAUACUUUCGUAUGAAGAUGUAGUUCACCAGGUUAUAUGGAACAAUAAAAAUAUUUCUGUCCAAAAGAUCUCACUUUUCGAAAAACACUUGCUUUCUAAAGGAAUUGUUGCGAUCGGUGAUCUCAUUUCUGACACUGGAAUCUUCUUAAAGGGUGCUAAGGUGUUACAUCCAAAUUUAUCUUCGAUACAACAUUUUAAAUUAAUGAGCGUCGUGGACGCCAUUCCUUGAGACAGGAGGCGUAAUGUUAAACAAAGCGCUUGACAUCUCCCUUCUCAUACAGAUGAUAUAAUUUGUUUAAAGUUGGAAAAUUCUGAGGUGAUGUUAGCCAAAACCACGUCCAAAUCGCUUUAUAACGCGUUUAAAAGCAAAAAGCAAAUCCCUCCAACUGUACAAAAAAAAGUUAAAGGAAAAAUUUCCACAUUUUCCGUUUGACUGGAGGAAAAUAUUCUUCUUGCCUUUUACCGUCACAAUUGAAACUAAAAUUAGAGAAUUCCAAUAUAAAGUAUUAAAUAAUAUAGUAUUUACAAACUAAAGAUUGUUUAGGUGGGGAUUGUCGGAUUCGCCUUUAUGUACUUUUUGUAAACGAGGUUGAAUCCUUCGAACAUAUAUUUUUUUCUAUUGCAAUGUUAUAAAGGCUUUCUGGGAAGCUUUCUGUUCUUGGCUUGGUGAAUGUCUAGUUAACCUUCAAACAUUUACAACAAUGGAUAUAUUUUUUGGAGGUUUAAAUGCGGAAGGGGACUUUAUUAUUCUAAAUCAUCUAAAACUGACCGCUAAAUUUUAUAUAUACACGUGUAAUUUGAAUUCUAAGAAUCCCUCCAUACGAGUUUAUAAGGCUAAGAUCGGGGAGAUAUACCAGGUAGAAAUGAAGAUAGUAGCAAAGCGGAAUAAAUCAGCUAAACAUUUUCAGAAAUGGGAUAAGCUUUGCCACAUAUCGGUUUGUGGGAUGGGUGUCAUCCAAACAAUGCAGAGUCGCAUAAGAAGUCAAAUUUUAUUGUAAAGCAUAAAUAAUUUACCGUAACGUAUUGAAAGUAGUGUAAUAUGUCGUAAAAUAAUGUAAAUGUAGAGUAUUGUGUACGUAGUGUAAAUAAUCGAAAGUAAGUCAUCUGCUGUAAUCAAGUUUAUUGUAAGCUAUACUUUGUUAGUAGUGUUUUCUCAGUAAAUUAUUGUAAGUGACGUGUUGUAACUGAGUCCUGUAGUGUAUUAUAAGUAGAGUAAUGUUUUGUAAAACGCUGCCUCUUGAAGAAUUCUGCCAUAUCCGACACACCGAUUUAAAAGACAAAGUUUCCAGCAACACUCAGAAGGAGUUCCUCUCCUGCGACACUGCUUCAUGUGUGAGUGUAGCUCAAGUUAAACCGCCCUUACAAUCCGCUAUUUUUGUUUGUACCACGUGAUCACACCCGCUGAACUAAUUUCUCGAUCGAUUGGAAAAUUAUCAAUCGACCAGAAAAAAUGUUCAAUCUGUAGAUAGAUUUUUUGAGAGUGAAGAGUUUUCGUGUUCGUCAAAAUAUGUGUGGACCAUCGCAAAUAUUUAUGAUGGGCCAAUCUUACCCCAUCUAUGCCUGUGCUGAUACUAAUCAUGCGUGUCAUUUCAUCUGUUCAUUUUGCGGUCGCUGGAAGCAAGGGGUUUUUAGGUCAAACUUGAAAAAUAUGCUGAUAGGUAGAGUGUCCAAAGCGUUUGGAACAAUGUGAUAUGUAAUUUAAACUAAAGGUUACCGCACUCGUUCAAGAGCAAAAGACCAUCGUGUCUGUUUGCCGCAUCCAUUGAUUGAAAAACAGUACCAUGUUCUCGGAGCGCGCUCGCACUUAUUCGCCUGUUUACGUGAAUUUUAUGAGCGAUACAGGAUGCGCGGUGUAAUAAUGAUGAAUCACUUUAAAAAGUUGUUUACAUAUCACCAGAAGUGACUGAGAUGGGGUCUAUAACUGGCCACAGAAUAGACUAUAACAGGUGAAAGUUUACCCAAUUAAACCUCCACCCUUCCCCGAUUGAAAGAUUUCACCACCAAUUCAGUAGAUAGCAAAUUGAAUCAUCUGUUACUUUUUAAGGCUUGGUGACGAUGAUGAUGGUGCAGCCCCGGUUGGUGUCAGCGAAUGCACCACAGAGCCCACAUCUUAUGAUCACCCAACAUGUCCAAACAUAAAGUUUUGGGAUCUACCAGGAAUUGGUACUCCAAAUUACCGUGACCUGGAAACGUACCUCGAAAAAGUGAUGCUGGAAAAAUAUCAGACGUGCCUUAUCUUUGCAUGCAACCGAUUUACCGAGAACGACAUCAUAUUGGCCAGAGAGAUCAGGAAACAGAGGAAGUAUUUUUUUUUCGUUCACACAAAAAUCGAUGAAAAUGUUCGAGCAGAAAGGCGAAAGAAAUCUUUCAGCGAAGCUGCUAUGUUACAGAAAAUCCGGCGCAACUGUAUAGACAAUCUGGUUGACGAGGCCGGCAAACCCAUCAGCAGUGAAGACGACAUCUUCCUGAUAAGCAACCAUCAUCCCGACAAGUGGGAUUUCAGUCGACUUACCGAAGCGAUUCUUGACGCAUUGCCAACAUAUAAGAGAGAGGCACUCACCUUGUCUCACAGUUACCUAACCAGCUUGUCAAAAGAUAUCUUGAAGAGAAAAGCUGAUGUUCUCAAGGGACGGAUAAUCCUUGUUGCAGGAUUAUCUGCUGUGACCAGGAUGACUUUUGAUUCUGGGCCAUCUAUUGAGUUUGAUGCCGCUCACGUGUCUGGUGAAAUUAACGAGUAUAAAACCCAGCUUUGUAUUCCUGUAGAAGGAUCCGAAAGUUAUGGGAGGCUAAGUUCUGUCGCCCAAAGGAAAAUUCUCGACCUUAACAUAAAGCUUGCCAAUUCUCUUCAGUUGGCAUCGGAAGCUACCGUAGAAGGUUUUGCAGGAAUCGCUUGUUAUAUUCCGAUCUUGGGUUCAUUAAUAGCUACUUCUUCAUCUUUUGUCAGGGCACAUGCUCUUCUUCGCGAUUCUUUAAAAGAAAUUGAAGAAGUAGCACUGGCAGUCCUGGAGGAAAACUGCCUAAAUUUAUUAAGAUCUUGAUUAAGCUUGUAUUUAUCCAGAUUUAAUAGGAACAUUUGUGCCCCUUAGUUUUAUUUGCUACAUUAGUAAGACUUGUAGGGUAGAGUUGAAUAAUUGCUUUUUUUUACUUUUUUUGUAAACUUUCAGUUCGAGUAACAGGGACAGUACUAUCUACUAAAGUUUAAAAACUGUGUAUGAUAAUGGUAAAAAGGACUACGAUCGAGUGCUAUCAGGCGGAAGAACUGUAAAAAGGUUUUUGAAGUCAUUGCCGAGAAUGGAACAUUUUCUCUGUUGCCAGGAAUAUUUACUCUGUCAUAGUUAGUAGAUUUUGCAUCAAGCUCACUUCUUGAUAGGACAUGGACGUUCUUUAGCCCGUCAGUUUUACAACCGGGAAUUAAAGUGAAAAAAUUGAGC
Pocillopora meandrina is the source of this 12817-nucleotide messenger RNA. NCBI's taxonomy places the organism in Eukaryota, Metazoa, Cnidaria, Anthozoa, Scleractinia, Pocilloporidae. The record is from the annotation of a GenBank genome assembly.